Fragaria vesca subsp. vesca is the source of this 1981-nucleotide messenger RNA. RefSeq lists its product as uncharacterized. The record is from RefSeq and is a predicted model, not a curated record. Bases 1 to 1758 code for a protein of 585 amino acids. The transcript is spliced from 14 exons. Lineage: Eukaryota; Viridiplantae; Streptophyta; Magnoliopsida; Rosales; Rosaceae.
AUGUGUGACACUAUGUCUGGACCUCUUGACCGACACCUUAAACCUGUCCCUGAAGAAACUUCUGAGGAGGAAAGGAAAACAAGGCUUGGUGCUCUUAAGCAGAAGGCAAUCAAUGCCUCCACCAAGUUUAGGCAUUCCUUUACAAAGAAGGGUCGAAGGAACAGUAAGGUAAUGUCUGUCCCUAUUGAGGACAACAUUAAUGCGGAGGAGUUACAGGCAGUGGACGCAUUCCGCCAAGCACUUAUCUUGGAAGAACUACUACCCUCAAAACAUGAUGAUCAUCAUAUGAUGCUAAGAUUUUUAAGGGCCAGAAAAUUUGAUAUUGAGAAAGCAAAGCAAAUGUGGACUGAUAUGCUUCAGUGGAGGAAGGAAUUUGGUGCCGACACUAUUAUGGAGGAAUUUGAAUACAAGGAAAUUGAUGAGGUUUUGAACUACUAUCCCCAAGGCCAUCAUGGAGUUGACAAGGAUGGAAGACCUGUCUACAUUGAGAGACUUGGUCAAGUGGAUUCAACCAAAAUGAUGCAAGUCACAACAAUGGACCGUUAUGUGAAAUUCCAUGUAAGGGAGUUUGAGAGGACCUUCGCCCAUAAAUUCCCUGCGUGUUCCAUUGCAGCAAAGAAGCACAUUGAUCAGAGCACCACUAUUCUUGAUGUACAAGGAGUGGGCCUUAAAAAUUUCAACAAAUCAGCGAGAGAACUUAUUCAGUGCCUUCAGAAGAUUGAUGGCGACAAUUAUCCUGAGACCCUCAACCGUAUGUUCAUCAUUAAUGCUGGUUCUGGAUUUAGGCUUUUGUGGAGCACUGUCAAAUCUUUCCUUGAUCCCAAGACCACUGCAAAAAUCAAUGUUCUUGGAAACAAAUACCAGAGCAAGUUGCUUGAAAUAAUUGAUGCUAGUGAGCUGCCAGAGUUUUUGGGUGGCACUUGUACUUGUGCAGAUAAGGGUGGUUGCAUGCGUUCUGAUAAAGGGCCAUGGAAUGACCCAGAUAUAAUGAAGAUGGUUCACAAUGGUGAGGGCAAAUGCACAAGACAAACUUUAUCAGGCAUUGAGGAGAAGAUAAUCUCCGAAGAUGAAAUGUCAUACUCAAAGAGAUGUGAUUCUUUCAACUCAAAAACAGUUCAAAUGGAACAUACGAAACUCUCUCAUGUUCCUAAACAAGUUUCAUUCACCAAAAAAUCCAGUAAGGACUAUGAGUAUGACAAUUUGAUGCCAAUGGUUGACAAGAUCGUGGAUGCUACAUGGACUAAAUCAGCUCACUAUGAUAAAUUUGCUCACAGUCAAGAUUGCUUCCCCUCGCAUAAUGUGGGCAAAUCUUCUGAAGGAUUGAGCAAUUACUUGCUUUCUGGAAUCAUGGCAUUCAUCAUGGGAAUUGUCACCAUGAUCCGAUUGACACGAAACAUGCCAAGGAAGCUCACCGAGGCUGCCCUCUAUGGAAGCCCUGCUUAUUGCAAUGGAAUGGGGAUGAAGGCCAAACAGUUGCCUGCACCAUCCAUCUCCAGUGACACAUAUAUGAACAUGAUGAAGCGCAUGGCUGAGUUGGAGGAGAAAGUGAAAGUUCUCAGCAAAAAACCAACUGUCAUGCCACCUGAGAAAGAGGAGAUGUUGAACAAUGCUCUCAACCGAGCCGCAGCCCUGGAACAAGAACUCUCAUCAACCAAGAAGGCACUUGAUGACGCCCUGGUCCGACAGAAUGAGCUUAUAGCCUACCUUGAUAAGAAGAAAAAGAAGAAGAAAUUUAAAAUGAACCCAUUUAAAUGGUAAGGUGGUAGCUCCAGUUCUUCUAUUGGAUGACUUUGAUCAUCCAUUGUUAGCUGCGGGUGGCGGUGUUUUUGAUUGUCAGCCCCAUGGAUGCUUGUGAAAUUCAGUCUAUGUUUGCUAGUUUGGUACUGUAACUUACGGCUUCUGUACAUUAUUAAUUUUCCAGUGUGCCUAUGUUUGAGAGUUUGUGUAUAUUUUAACUAAAAUUGGGCACCGCUUUGGUUUG